GACCAGUGGACGUCGACGAAUAUAUAAGGAGAAGCAGCCAACCGGUCCAGCAGUUCCAAAUCCAUCCAGACAAUCCAAACCAUGUCCUCGUCAUCCAUCGCAGUGGCAGGCGGUUCAGGCGGUCUCGGCGGGUUCAUCGUUGACGCCCUUGUCGCCACGGGCAACUUCCAGGUCAAAGUCCUCACCAGAGGAGCUGCCCCUGCGGAGCCCAAGCGGGAGGUGGAGUACGCGCAGGUUAACUAUGCGGACCACGACCAGUUGGUUGACGCCUUGCGCGGCGUGAAGAUCGUCGUUUCGGCCCUGAACGCAUUCGCCGUUGGGUUCGAGCAGCAAGCGCUUAUCGCGGCUGCGGCCGACGCGAAGGUCGAGCGCUUCGUUCCCUCUGAAUUCGGGUUGCCGCCACAGCACGGGAAGGAUUACGGCUUUUACGCGGGAAAGAUCCGCGCGCAGAAAGCCAUCCAGUCUGCCGGCCUCGAAUACGUCCUAUACGGUGUUGGCAGCUUUACCGACUAUGCUUUCUACCCCCCCUUCGGGUUUGAUUUCGACAACGACGCCGUCGACGCUCCUGGCGAUGGCGAUGCGCCAAUCUCGUGGACGUGGAGGGAGGAUGUCGGCCGGUUUGUUGCGGAGACUGUGGCGUUGCCGGAGAGUAGAAAUGUGACGCUCGGGGUUGAGGGCGAUGUGAAGAGUGUGAGGGAGGUGGCGGAGAUUGUCGGGCGCAAGAAAGGCGUGAAAAUGACCAUAACACAUACCCCUCUCGAAGAUCUCGCCGAAGCAGCCAAAACAUCCGACAACGGGUUCGUCGUCUUCGCGAGCGAGCUGCGGACCGCCUUCGCGAAAGGCGAUAUGAGGGUGCCUUCCCCGACGAAGCCCCGCACCUUCAAGCCCAAGACCGUGGAGGACUGGGUGCAGCAGAACAUCUGAGUGUACAGCAGAAUAAUUCUUGGAGUCCAAAACCCCCAUGGAAAAGUCCUUGACGCAGGCGGUAUAUGAAGAGAAGCUGGCGUAAAUCAUCCUGCAUUGCAAUGGGAUGCAAAACAAAUUGAUCCAUUCUUUCGAACACUUGUGGCUUGCACUUCCCCGCUGUAGAACACCCAUGUUUGACAUAGGACGAUCCGAAAAAAUGCGGAAAUGUUUAGACUCCAAUGAUAACACGCGCAGUGAGG
Messenger RNA from Fimicolochytrium jonesii, 1166 nucleotides. RefSeq lists its product as uncharacterized. The record is from RefSeq and is a predicted model, not a curated record. NCBI's taxonomy places the organism in Eukaryota, Fungi, Chytridiomycota, Chytridiomycetes, Spizellomycetales, Powellomycetaceae. The coding region runs from base 82 to 924 and encodes 280 amino acids. The transcript is spliced from 4 exons.